UGACCGUACGCUGCAUUUGUGCUGCCCACUAACCAGGCAAGUAAGCAGCGCGACGCUCGUUCCUCACGGAGAAACUCUGCGCGUGAGUGUGCGUGUGCGCGUGACACCUAUGGCACACCACUGAGCAGGGGCAACGACUCCCUGGCUACUUUUCCUCCUUUUGACCCCCCAAGGGUGUAUGGGAAGUGCUCCUGGAUGGACCUGGGCGAAACCGGCUGGUCCAUGGUUAAGCGAGAAGCAUCCAGCAGCCCGGGGUCACCGGCCGAACCGAGCUACCUGCAGCCCGGUGACAGCCGGCGGAGCGGCGGCGCCCACACCCCGGACGAGCUGCGGACUCCCCCGGGCGCGGGCGACCUGGACGCGCUGCAGGGCGCCAGAACACUCCACCCGUACGCCCACUUCGGACACCACCACCACCAUCACGGCAACCCGCUGCAGAGCUCCGGCGGCGGCGAGGACGUUCCCCUCUUUACGGAUCUAGAUCAGGGCGGCAAGCUGGUUCUGUCCGGCGGGGCGCAUAAGGCCGCCGCGGCGGGCCUGCUGGUGGAUCCGUCGGACAUGUAUCAAAGCUUGGCCAUCGCCGCGGCCCAAAGCCAGAGCGGAUACGAGUCCUCAUCUGGGGCUUACAUGCACUCCAACCCCAACUCCCCCGUGUACGUGCCCAGCUCGCGGGUGAGCUCCAUGAUCCCAAGCCUGACAUACCUGCAAGCCGGCGGCUCGGCGCAGCCGGGCCACGCGGUCUCCGGCCACUCUGUGUGGUCGCAGCCGGCACCGGAGAGCCCGUCCUACGGCGCAGGGAGCCCGCAUGCGCACGCCUCGUCGGGCCGCUUCCACUACCCGCCCAGCCCGCCCAUGAACAACGGCGGCGGCACGAGCAGGGACAUCGGCUACGGGAACUCGCUGAACGUGGCCAACCGGGCCGAGCAGUACGGGCUCUCGCGGCCGCUCGGUGCGGCCUACCCAGCGGCUUACUCGCCCUACGUGGCCCCGCAGCUGUCUCAACUGCCGUCGCCGUGGACGAGCGGGCCCUUUGACAACGGCAUGCUGCACACCUUGCAGAGCAGGGCCGCGCCCUUGAUUCGGGGAUCCAACGGAGUGUCGGAUCUCCUGGACGACAUGUCUGAGAGCAGGGAGUGCGUCAACUGCGGCUCCAUCUCCACGCCGCUGUGGAGGCGCGACGGCACCGGACACUUCCUAUGCAACGCCUGCGGCCUCUACAGCAAGAUGAACGGCCUCAGCAGGCCGCUCAUCAAGCCGCAGAAGCGCACGUCGACGUCCCGCAGGAUCGGCCUGUCGUGCGCCAACUGUCAGACGAGCACCACGACGCUGUGGCGCAGGAACGCCGAAGGGGAGCCCGUGUGCAAUGCCUGUGGUCUCUACACUAAAUUACAUGGGGUACCUCGGCCACUGGCCAUGAAGAAAGAAGGCAUCCAGACUCGAAAAAGAAAACCCAAAACACUGAAUAAAACCAAAGGGGGCUCAGGAAGUAGCAACUCUGUCGCCAUGACGCCCACGUCCACAUCUUCAUCCAACUCUGAAGACUGCUCCAAAACCAGCUCUCCUUCCACGCAAGUGUCCGGGGUCAGCUCGUCCGUGCUGCCCGUCUCGGGGGAGGGCUCCGUGCUCAAGUACCCCGGCCCGGAAGGUCUGUACGGUGCCGUGGGCCUGGCGCAGACCUCUGACGUGGGCUCGGUGAGGGGGGAGCCCUGGUGCCCCAUGGCUCUGGCUUGAGAGUGGGCCGGCCGAGCCCCUCCUGUGGAAGUACUCGGGCGACGUUUGAGUCACCUGACAAAGACGGACCACUGGCAGAAGAUUCCCUCCUGGCAACGGCUAGAUUUGGGAGUCCGUAGCGACGGUUUUGGCACGCCGUCGGAUGCUUUUACGGACCUACCUACGAGAAGAGCGUGACACCCCCUCAGUGUACGGAACGGAUUUCCUCUUCCAGCAUGGAUACUCGAAGACCUGUUUUGUUUUUUUGUUUUUCACAACUGGAAUCACCACGCCUCAAGAAUCAAACAAAAAGAAAAGAAUAUUUAUAAAUCUCCCGUUGUUGAGAAGAUGAUUGUAAUAAAGUUCUGGAAGUAGAAUAGACGCUCA
This is a messenger RNA of Syngnathus typhle (broad-nosed pipefish), 2097 nucleotides long. RefSeq names its product GATA binding protein 6 (gene gata6). The transcript is spliced from 7 exons. Gene Ontology annotation, biological process: cell fate commitment; positive regulation of transcription by RNA polymerase II; negative regulation of transcription by RNA polymerase II. Gene Ontology annotation, molecular function: RNA polymerase II cis-regulatory region sequence-specific DNA binding; zinc ion binding; DNA-binding transcription factor activity, RNA polymerase II-specific. Bases 196 to 1731 code for a protein of 511 amino acids. Lineage: Eukaryota; Metazoa; Chordata; Actinopteri; Syngnathiformes; Syngnathidae. The record is from RefSeq and is a predicted model, not a curated record. Gene Ontology annotation, cellular component: nucleus.